Seminavis robusta is the source of this 3571-nucleotide messenger RNA. The record is from the annotation of a GenBank genome assembly. NCBI's taxonomy places the organism in Eukaryota, Bacillariophyta, Bacillariophyceae, Naviculales, Naviculaceae.
AUAAGAGUUCCAAUGCACAUUGCUCUCUUCUCGUUCACGGUGCAUGUGCAUGUAGUCUUCGAAUCGAAUCAGGCAACCCCACAAGCAACCUGUUGCUGGCUACAUUGUAGGUGGUAGCGGAUACGGUCCUGUUUUGACCCUUGGGGUUGGCCAAGUCUUCAAUUCGGGACCCUCUGGAGGGUAUCACCGCUGGCCAGCUACCGGGUACCUCCCUGUUGGAGUGAUAGUGGAAGCCUUGCUGAGUUGUAGUAGCGUAGCACUGUCCCCUCGGCAUCAAUUGCAACUGCUAUCCAGCUACUCGAGUGAGCUAAUAAUUACUCAAAAAUUCCAUUGUACGGUGCCACGAGGACGGCACUGCAGCUUUGUCAUUCUUGCCUAAUCAGAAUGGAACAUGCUGCACAGGAUGCUCUACUAGUACGCUGUACCCUAUCGGAGACAUACCGGUAGCAAUGGCCACCCACUAGCUAGGUAGCAAUACGAAGGAACCAGAUACAGCUGGACGCGAUAACACCUUCCCCCUCCUGGGUCAAUACAUUCUUGACCCUCAACCUACUAGCUAGUACUACUAGUAGUUUUGCCAAUUGCUCGUACGCUAGGUACCUGGUACCUGGUACCCGUACCAGUGCGCGCUUCCACACCUCGAGUCUGAGCUUUGUAAGUCGAGUGACGAGUGUCAGUCGAGUCGAGUCAGUCAGUGUCGAGUCGACCGUUGGCCGCAUAAUCAACUCCCGCGAUAAUUCAUUCCCGCAGCCCACACUACAUCGUGCCGACACUCAUGCUCGGUCGAGAGGGGUGGCCAGAAUUGACUUUGUUGUUGCUCUUUGCGAGUUUCGCACAUCCUGUAGACUAAUGUUAUCCGGCAUGUCGUGCCGGUGUUGCUGAAUCCAAAGCUGAAUUCAAUCUGUUCUGCUUCUUUUCGUCGUCAGUGCGCACCUACCCCAGCGUGCCAGCAUGGGAACUGAAGGAUGAGCCUAAGUAGCAAGAAUGUAAUAUCGCCAAGGCUCUUGGUUAGUUAGAAGGUAUCGCCACAACGGAAACUAGAACCAUGGUAUUUAUAACUUCGAUUAAGCGCAGAUUCUCAGGCCAAGGAUGCCCAUCCCUUGCGAUUUCUUUGCCUAAGCACCAUAAUCGACGGGAUAGCUAGUUAUCCAUCAAUCCGUUUCAACUGGCAUCCACCACAAUUCCCUUGCCACCACAACCGUUCUUUGUGCUUGUCAUCGAGUCUCUCAGAUAGUUUUGUUCCCUGUGCCUUUCCAACAAUGGUGUUUACAUCCCCAGUAGGCGGCUGCUAUUAUGGAGUUCUUAACGUGCUCGAUCCGAGUGUGCAUUACGAUGCCGAUGGCAAAGUUGUGGGCGUCCUGAAGCUGCCCCCAGCUGAACCACGGGGCCAUGGCGGUAUGACCCAUCGUCACCAACAGCAGCACCCGCAGCAGCAGCAAAUGCAUCAACAGCAGCAGCAGCCGCAGAUGCAUCAGCCGCAGAUGCACCAGCAUCAACACCACCAGCUGCAGCAAAACCAGCACAACGUAUCAUCUCCUCGGAACGAGACCCAAGAUUUCCGAAGAGACUCCAGCGAGUUUCGGGAGGUGCAAGAAAUCAUCGUGGUUGAAACUGUGGAGUCGACGCAAUCCCCUCCAGACCAAGAACCACCCAUCAUUCGAGAGUCAAGCGUUGACAUUCUAGAUGUUACGGCAGUAGAGGACCCUGGCCCGGACUUCCAAGUCCUGAAGAAAGUCGACACGUUUCCUGAAGAUGCAGGGUAUAAUGCUCGUCGGCCAGUUCCUCAGCCCAUGCAAGAACCAAUCCCGCUUUUUGAUGCCGAAGAAAUGACUGAACCCUCAGUUAAAACAAUACCGGAGCCUACAGAUGCUGCGGUUGAAAAUGCCAUUGGACCGGGCACAGGAGAGGCACUUGCGGGUACACCAGAGCAGAACACUGAAGGCCCGACGGAAUCGAGGAAUGAAGAAACGGUCGAAGCUGCAGUUGAGGAUCGAGAACAACUCCCUGAAGAGGUUGCACCUACAAAGGAACCAGCCGAAGACAUGGUUCAGGAGGAACCCGCAACUGAGCCCAAUGCUGAUGCCAACACAGAGACCGAAGCAGAGAGAAACACGGAAUCCACAGCGGAGGCCAACACAGAAGCCGCCGUCAACACUUCGACAGAGCAGAGCAGUGACAAACCCGUGGAGAUAGAGGAAGACGACGGCGUGGUAGAAGAACCUGCAAUGGGAUCUGGAGCAAACCCCGCCUUUGUUCCACUAUCGCAGUAUCAGGCCCCAACAACACAGACUGGAGCCACUGUGACUCCACCACCUGCUACCGGACAAGGCACACGUGCAGUAACAGAGCCGGCUCCAAUUUUUGUGGACGACCAGUCCUUGGUGCAAGUCGUUGACUACAGGGAAGCCACCCCACUCUUCAGAGCUGUCAGUCAGAAGAACUGGCAAGGCAUUCUUUACUACCUCCGCACAGGGUCGUUUUCGUUCUCACCGCUGUCGUCUGGAAACAAGUCGGCUAUAACGAAGCAGGCCCAAACCUGGGUGUCCAAGAGGGAUGUGAACGGCAAUGAAUUGUGGCGUCAGCUUCCCUUGCAUGCGGCCAUCUGCUUUGGAGCACCCAUGAAAGUUAUCGAGAAGCUGCUUGAAGCAAAUCGAGAUGCACUUAAAAGCCCUGACUGCUACGGAAAUCUUCCCCUUCAUCUUGCUUUCAUCUUUGAUGCAAGUGAUCACGUCACUGCGUACUUGAUGAAGGCUUUCCCUGCUUCGAUUCACGUAAUGAACUUUGAGGGCCUUCAGCCCAUUCAGUGUUCCAAGGAGAUCUCCAGUGAGAUUUUUCAGUCCAAUGCAGAGCUCUUUGGGGCUUUGUCAGACUACACAAGGGCGGUGGCGGAGAAUGACCCUGAAAAACUCAUUGAACAGCUGCACGAUGUCAAGACUCAAUUGAAAGCAGUCAACGACACACUUUUUGCCCAGGCCCCACCGCGGAAACCAGAGCUCAUCAAAGAAGUAUUUUCACCAGAAGCGGUGAAGCAGCAGACUGCGAUUGUUGCUGACUACGGGCCCGGCGCUUUUAUGAGAGAAAUGGCAGUUGCGGCCGGCAUCUGUUCAGUGGCGCCUCUCGAAGAGGAUGAAGUCCCGUCUGAAGCAGUAGCCUCAGCGCGAAGGAGUUUCCCUCCAAGAACCUUGACAGAAGUCGAAAAGCCACAUCGUCAGGAGGUUGUUGUGCUUCAAGAUGUCCCAACCAGUUACGAGCUCCCACCGUCAUCUCCACAGCAUCAGACGUGUCGAGUGAUGGAGUAUUGCCCAAAGACCAAGAGUUGGAAGGAAGUAUAAGAUUGUUGUAUGUUGCGAAAAGAAAGUUACAUGUUUUGGAUAAGCCAUGUGGAGAACAUGCGGCUGUCUCGCUCCCGAAAGGGCUAGUAUGAAAAAGGAAUGCAUAAUACCCUCCAGUGGGUUUCUGUCUCUUUGUAGCGACUUGCAGUUGUGCAAAGAGUGCGGAUUAGAGAAUAACUACGAGUACGGUAUGGCAUACUUAUAAGUAGUUUUACGUAAAUUACAUGUAUUCACACACC